AUGCCUUCGCUCAAAACACUUGCUUUUGCAUCCAUAAGCCUCAGUGCUGUAGAGGUGGCUGCGUCGACUUUCUCUCUUGCUGCUGAGCCAAUUCCGGGCAAGGUGAAUGAGUUUGUGGUCGAAGUCGAACUUGGUACUCCACCCCAGAAGUUGCCUCUUGUGCCUGAUACUGGUUCCACCGACUUUUGGGUGUACAGUACGGAUACUGAAUCGAGCUGGAACAAUCAUAAGCUGUGGGAUAUACCGAAGAGCACGACUGCCCGUAAUCUUACUGGAUACACGUGGAAGAUUACGUACGGAACAGGUUAUGCCGACGGUACCAACAUCUACGAGGACGUUGUGACACUCGGGGGUGUACCUUUUCCUAAUCAGGCUAUCGAAUCGGCUUCUCGGACCGAUUAUAAGGUUGAUCCGAAAAUUUCUGGCAUCUUCGGACUGGAGUUUCGUCCCGACCAGACUGGUGUUAACCAAGCGGGAGAGCAUGUGAAAACAUGGUCCAGUACUCACAUUAAGUCUUUGGACCAGCCGUUAUUUACGUCCCACUUCAAGUUUAACGGCGGAGGUUCUCUUGAUUUUGGGUUCAUCGACAACACUAAAUACACUGGAAGCAUCACGUAUACGCCCGUCACUCACGAUCAACACUGGAUGUUCAACAGCACUGGGUACAAAAUUGGGGAUGACCCAGUUCAGGUGGAAGAACUUCAAGCCGUAGCUGACACGGGCACAUCUGGGAUAUUUGUUCCUGAAAAUGUUGCGAGGGCCUAUUACAGGAAGGUGCCAACCAGUACUGGCGGUGGCAAUUUUCAAUACGUGUUUAAAUGUGGCAACCCGCUGCCCGACUUCUCAUUCAACGUUGAGAACACCGUCAUCACUAUUCCCGGAAAGUACCUAGACCUUGGUCCCACUGGUCUACCUCAGAACGGGUUUUGCCUUUCUGCAAUUCAACGCGGCAAAACAACAAUUUUUGGAACUCCCGCCCUUCAAGCAGCCUUUGUUGUAUAUGACGUUGGUAAUCGUCGCCUCGGGUUCGCUUCGCCUGCGUGA
Molecule: messenger RNA, 1044 nt
Organism: Metarhizium brunneum ARSEF 3297
Lineage: Eukaryota; Fungi; Ascomycota; Sordariomycetes; Hypocreales; Clavicipitaceae
Product: Endothiapepsin
Biological process (GO): proteolysis
Molecular function (GO): aspartic-type endopeptidase activity
Source: RefSeq, a predicted model, not a curated record